Penaeus chinensis is the source of this 3184-nucleotide messenger RNA. Its product is annotated as aminopeptidase N-like. Lineage: Eukaryota; Metazoa; Arthropoda; Malacostraca; Decapoda; Penaeidae. Gene Ontology annotation, molecular function: metalloaminopeptidase activity; zinc ion binding; peptide binding. Gene Ontology annotation, cellular component: cytoplasm. The transcript is spliced from 18 exons. Gene Ontology annotation, biological process: peptide catabolic process; proteolysis. The coding region runs from base 203 to 3049 and encodes 948 amino acids. The record is from RefSeq and is a predicted model, not a curated record.
AUCGGACCGCAUCUCGCCCAGGGAAGCUUUGGUCCAGAGGUAAGCAGCGAAGUAGACUGUGGCGAGAUUUUUAACGCAUUUUUCUGCUUACGAAUAGGAUCCGGAGUUGUUGUAACAGGGCUGCAGGAUUGAAAGGGAUCUGCAACAUCCACCGUGAUCCCCGGAGUCUUCUCUGCCAAGUGCCCUUAGGCGUACCCAAAGGAUGCUGCUGUUUGCACUGCUCGUCCUCAGUCACACUACCCUGGGUUUACCUAAUGCUGAUGACGUCACCAUUCCACCCUGGGUAUCCACUGAAAGUCAUCCAACUACGACUGAGGCAUCUACAUCAUCGCUAUUUACAACAAAGAAAGCUGAGAACUUCGAUGUGCGGCUGCCUCGAUCCCUUAAGCCACUCCAUUACCUAGUCAAACUUCAACCUUUCAUCAAUGGCAACUUCAGCAUCAUCGGCUAUAUGGAGGUAGAGAUGGAGGUUCUGGAACCCACCUCCAACAUCACUCUCCACAUAUCCGAUAUCAUCACUAAAAAUGACACCGUAAAGGUGUAUACAUCGGGCCAAGCACAACGCCGAGGAUUGAGGAUCAAGAAACACGAGUAUGAUCGUGGUCGUCAGUUUUACAUCGCUCAUUUAAGGAAAGAGCUACAGAAGGGGAAAAAGUAUAUCCUGUCCAUGGAGUUCCUUGGUUAUCUUAAUGGUGAGAUGCAUGGCUUCUACAGGGCGACCUACAAGGAUGUUGCUGGCAACACCAGAAAUGUGGCUGCGACACAGUUCCAGCCCACCGCCGCUCGCAAAGCCUUUCCUUGCUUCGACGAGCCCGCACUGAAGGCAACCUUUGAAAUUCACCUCGCAAGAGAAUCUUGGAUGACGACCCUCUCCAACAUGCCCAUCGCCGAUACUGUGCCUGUUGAAGGACAGGAAGGAUGGGUGUGGGACCGUUACGAGAUGAGCGUCCCCAUGUCUACCUACCUCGUCGCCUUCAUUGUGUCUGACUACGUUCAGAUCAACUCGACCGUGAAUGACAGCGUAGCCUUUCGAGUGUGGGCGCGACAAGAGACCAUAGAUCAAGCAGAGUAUGCAAAUGAGGUGGGUCCCAAGAUCCUAGGUUUCUUUGAAGAUUACUUCAACCUGUCUUAUCCUCUCCCGAAGAUGGACAUGAUUGCAUUAACAGACUUCUCUGCAGGAGCUAUGGAGAACUGGGGUCUAAUAACUUACAGGGAAAGUUUUCUCUUGUACGACGCACAAGUUACAACCCCAGUCGACAAGUCAAUCAUUGCAGAAAUUAUAUCCCAUGAAUUGGCUCACCAGUGGUUCGGUAAUCUGGUGACGCCCAAGUGGUGGGAUGAUCUCUGGCUCAACGAAGGAUUCGCUACCUAUAUAAGUUACCUUGGAGUAGAUCAUGUAGAACCAACGUGGAAGGUAAUGGAAACAACCCUCGUCGAAAUCGUCCAUAAUGUGUUUGGUCUAGACAGCCUAGAAUCUUCCCACAGGAUCAGCAUUCCCGUCUCAGACCCGGACGAAAUAUUUGAAGUCUUUGAUGACAUAUCCUACAGUAAAGGGUCGUCUAUCAUCCGGAUGAUGACCCACUACCUCACUGAGGCAACAUUUAGGAAGGGAUUGAACAACUACUUAAAAGCACUCACAUACAAUAGUUCUGUGCAAGACGACCUGUGGAAGCAUCUGACUGUGGCGGCUCACGAGGACGGCAUUCUGCCUAAGGACGUGACUGUCAAAAUGAUCAUGGACACGUGGACGCUGCAGAUGGGCUACCCCGUCGUGAAGGUGACGAGGAGCGCCGACGGAACCUCUGCCAUUUUAACCCAGGAGCGGUUCCUCUUAGAAACGAGCGCAAACUCUUCCAACACCACGGGUUACAAGUGGUGGGUGCCGCUGACGUACACGACCCAGAGCGAGCCCAACUUCAACCAGACUCAAGCCAAGCUAUGGAUGAAGGACUCUGAGGAUCACGUGACCGUCACAUCUCUCCCCCCGAAGGAUCAGUGGGUCAUCUUCAACCUACAGGAGACGGGCUACUACAGAGUCAACUACGACGACCACAACUGGAAUCUUAUUAUCCAGCAGUUGAAGAAGGACCACCAGGUUUUUUGUCCCGUCAACAGAGGACAGAUUAUCGAUGAUGCCAUGAACCUUGCCAGAGCUGGUCAUCUCAGCUACAAGAUCGCCAUUGGCGCGUAUGCAUAUUUGCGGAAAGAAGAUGAAUAUCUGCCUUGGGCUACAGGCGUCAAUAAACUCUAUUACAUAGAGAGUAUGUUCAAACGCAGAAGUGGAUUCGGCGCGCUCAAGCACUACCUAUUGGAUUUGGUGUUGCCGCUCUAUGAGUCUGUUGGCUUCGACAACAAAAUAGAGGACUCUUUCUUGGAGCAUCAGAAGAGGAAGAUAGCCGUAAAAUGGGCUUGUAAACUGGGCCACAAGGUCUGUCUCGACAAGGUGCUCACUCUCUACAGGCACUGGAUGUCUCAUCCGGACAAUACGAGCAUCAUUUCGCCAAACCUCAAAUCAGCGGUGUACUGUCACGCCAUCGCCGAAGGCGGAGAGGCCGAGUGGGACUUCGCUUGGGACCAGUACAUUACCACCAGCGUCGCUACCGAGAAAAAGCUUCUUCUCAACUCUAUGUCCUGCACAAAACAAGCUUGGAUCCUAUCUAGAUACCUCGAGAUGGCCAUGAACCCGGGUAAUGGCAUAAGACUUCAAGAUGCAAUAUAUGUGUUAAGAUCCAUGAGUAACAAUGACGUGGGACGCUCCUUGAUUUGGGACUACCUCACACUUCAUUGGAACAAUAUUUACACAUUCAAGAAGAGGAGGAGAGGUGAAGUAUUGAAGAGGGUAACGCAAAUCUUCAACACAAAACAGGAACUCGAAAAGGUCCAGUCGUUUUUGAGGCGGAGGACGGUGUCCUUGGAAGGGAACCAGAGGAACGUCCAGCAGGCGGAGGAGAAGGUCAAGAACAACGUCGCCUGGAUGGACGCCAACUACGACGUCAUAGUCCAGUGGCUGGAGGAGAACGGUUACUCCUCGAAACUCAGGGUCAUUUAAUUCCAUCUUCGUCUGCCGCCUCUUUGGGGCUUGUUCUUCAAAGACAGAUGUAAUUUUGUCUGGUAUGCAUAUAAAUAUACAUGCCACACACACGCACACACACACAUAUAUGUUUGUAUGUAUGUGUAUGUAUUU